Cadophora gregata is the source of this 1554-nucleotide messenger RNA. RefSeq lists its product as uncharacterized. The coding region runs from base 1 to 1554 and encodes 517 amino acids. Gene Ontology annotation, molecular function: transcription cis-regulatory region binding; DNA-binding transcription factor activity, RNA polymerase II-specific. The record is from RefSeq and is a predicted model, not a curated record. Gene Ontology annotation, biological process: regulation of DNA-templated transcription. Gene Ontology annotation, cellular component: nucleus. NCBI's taxonomy places the organism in Eukaryota, Fungi, Ascomycota, Leotiomycetes, Helotiales, Ploettnerulaceae. The transcript is spliced from 5 exons.
AUGUUGAGCAGUCGUUGGGCUGAUCCUCGCCCUAAAGCUACCAACGGCCAAUCAUGGAUGACAUCUGGAAUUGUCUGCGCUAGAGACUUCGUUGGUGGCCAUGAUCUCUUCCCACCAAUGCCGAAUGAUUCAGGAAUUGAACCACCUCUUCCAAAUCGGCAAGUGACGCAGUCUGGACCACCCAUGCAAGAAUCGAAUGCCCUUCUUAUGAUCUUCAAAGAGCAAUUCCAACCUCGCUUCCCUUUUAUCGCUGUCCAAAACGACAUAUCUGCGGAUCUGCUUCGGAGUAAGAAACCCUGGAUUUACAAAGCUGUGAUGAUGAUUGCUUCUCAAAACGAUCGGCACCGUCAGAUCGAGACCAGUAAACAGUUCCUGAUGGAGAUCUCGGCGGCUAUGCUCAUACGAGGCGACAAAAGUCUGGAUAUGCUACAGGGCUUGAUUCUGUACAAUGCUUGGUCUUACUACUAUUGUCCAGUAAUUCCUUCGUGGCAGUCAACGGGAAUUCAUCAACUUGCUCUAGCAUUGCUCUUCGACUUAGGGCUAACCAGACCAUUGCGUGACAAUGAUGGACCGAUAUCUGUUUUAGAAACGGCAAGAUCAAGAUCGCAGAAAGACGAGCAGGAGCGGACACACGACGAGCGUAGAGCCCUUCUCUGCUGUUACUUCCUAACAUCUGUGUCCGCCUACUGUCUCAAGAAACUGGAAGGAAUACGGUACUCAGCUUAUAUCGAGCACUGCUGUGAUGUACUACUGUCAGCACCAGAAGAUGACUCGGAUAUUCUGCUCGCUUCUCUAUGCAAGCUGCAAAACAUCGUAGACCCGGUCUACCAGAGCUUUGCAGAUAAAACAAAGUCUGACGGCACAAGGGCUCCAGUAUGGAUGCUAGUAAAGAUGGUAAGAGCGGAAAUGGACAAUCUGUGGAACUCGCUCCCACCAAGAAUUCAACAGGAUCCGAUGAUGCUCAUGAGCUUCAAUAGUGACGAGGUCUUCACAUACGAGCCAGCAAUAUACAAACCAUUCUUCCAAGGCAGUACAGUGGGGAGCGUCAACUCACAGCGCAUCGACAUGCUCUACGGAUGUCUAGUCUCUAGUCAAAAGCUACUCAACGGCUACAUCAACCAGCCAAUAUCCGCCUACCAAGCCUUUUCCGUGAUCGACCUAUCCCACAUGGGCCGUGGACUCUCAACACUUCUCAAACUCUCUUUGAUCGAAGAAGCAGGUUGGGAUCUGGCACAUGUUCGACAGACCCUAAAUGUCUCGUACUACUUCAACGAGCUUGGCUCGAGGUUUGAACAGAUUGGCGAGGUUGUCGAUCGGAUGCAGAAGAGGCCUGUCAAAGAUCGAGCGAGCUCAUUUGCAACGGGCUGUUCUAGGGCGAUGAGAAUGGUACAACAGUGGUAUGAAGCCAAGGUUGCGGCUGAUGCUGCUCAAAGCGGCCAGCAUGCUGUACCAGAGCCGGCGGUAUCUCUGGCGGGAAUGGACGACAUAAUGCUAGAUGAUUUUGACUUCAUGAACGAUGCAAACUGUAAGGUUGGAUUUGAUGGGGGACUGUAA